UGUUUCUCUAUGGUUUCAGGCCCGGCCCCUUCCGCCUCCGGUCGCUCUAGCCCGCAGAGGGAACGGUGAGAGAUCCUGGUUUCCUUCUAGGCUUCAGGAGGACGCGGGCGGCGCCUCGUUGGUAGUGUCGUCCGCCAUGGAGACGGUUCGUAAAGCGCUGUUAACGGUGGCGGUGCUAGGCGCUGGUGCUGGCGUAGGCUCCAUUCUGUUUGCUGUUGUGGCUCCAGGAGAACUCAAGAAGCAGUCGAUGCUGCAGGAGUUCCCGGAACGGGACCCGCAGCGCAGGGACGAAGCCUUCAGGACCAAGGAACUAAUGAUGGCUACCCUGAAGGAUGCCGCAACCACGAACGAGAACAUGACCUGGAGGAAGAACUGGAUGGUUAGCGGCGGCGGCAGGUCAGCGUGACAGCAGAGCUUGCCCGUGGGUGCGGGGACCUUUGAGGCGCUUUUCUUCGUGCGCCGGACGUGAAGUCCGGAUUCAGGAGACACACCGUGACUCUACCAGGCAUAGGGAGCUGCGGACUCGGGGGUCGGAUGUGUGGAACCAAAGGAACUAAUGAAUCCAGUUUAUCGGUUAAGUGGAUUCCGAAGCUGGACAUCUAGAGAGCCGUGAGGGUCGGCGCGGUGGGCGUGCAAGACCGAAGCAGCUGCAAGCCACUCCUAGAGAGUUCUAAGUCCAAUAGGUUUUCUGACUGUUCAAAACAGGUCACGUGAACUAAGCUUGCUUCUGCAACGGCGGUAAAAGACUUUUCUAAAGUCUGUUUUUGUGUGUCCUUGGGUGUGUUGUGUGAAUGAAAAGUGCCGGUGCGUCUUGUGUGUGGAAGUCACCGAACAGCUUUGGCAAGACCGGCCAAGGGUCUUUAACCGCUGAGCCAUCUCGUCUACCUAAACUGUAGAGACAGGGUCGCAUAUCCCAGGCUAGUCUGGAAUCCAAAGUAUUCAAGCUUGACCUUAAAAUAAUGAUCCUUCCUUCACUCCCGAGUGCUGUGAUUCCAGGAGUGAGGUUCGCAUGCCCACUAGUCCUUGAACAUUGGGUUUGCAGUGACUACUUUAGAGAACUGUCCUUUAAGCAGAGUUGUAGAGGGGUCCCUUGACUGUUUCAGUGCCUCCUCUAGUUACUAUUUAACUUUAGUUAACGGCUCUUAAGAGAAGCUGGCUGACUAGUACUGGGACUGCUUUGUCAGUCCAGACCAUUAUUUUUUUUUCAUGGAAAAUGUUAGCAUUUAAUUAACUUCCUGGCUGGUUUAAUUCAAUAGGACACAGGCACCUCCAACACCUUUAAUUUUCUCUUCAGCUCUUCUGCUGAAGAAUUUGGCCUUCACCCUGACAGGCUGCUGUUAGGGAGCUUGCCCUUCUCCAGAACUUUGUAGUAGCCCAAUUGCACAGCAACAAUUGAGCAGCCCCAGUCUUGUUUUGACCCGGGAAUCCAGACCAUUCUCAAGCAUAGCAUGCCACACACCCAUAAUCCCAGUACUCCUGGUGAGGUGAGCAAUUUCUGCUUGGUGGUGGCAGCACACGCCUUUAAUCCCAACACUUGGAGGCAGACCGAGGCAGGCGAGCUCAAGGUCAGCCUGGUCUAUCAAGAGAGUUCAAGGACAGCCAAGGCUACACAGUGAAACCCUACCUUGGAGGGGGGGUUCAUGACUUUCUUGAGACAGUUGCUGAAAAAUGAAAAAAAAAAUGUAGCAGUGCAGGAUGACUUCUGCCUGAGUCUCAGCACUUGGGAGUCAGAAUUUUAACAUGUUCAAAGCCAGCCAUGACUAUAAAAUGUGUUAUAGGCUGUCAUGAAGUAGAAUUGAGAUCCUGCCACAAAGUUCCCACCAUCCCCUCAAAGCUCAGGCUCUCACUACAUAUAGGCUGUUGAAGUGUCUCGGGGUAAGGACACUUUGAGCUAAGUCUGAGGACCUAAAUCCAAUCCCUGGAACCUACAUGGUGAAAGGAAAGAACUGACUUCUGUUUCUUCUGACCUCCACAGGCAUACAUAGUGAGUCCUCGCCCUGAGGUUUUCACUGUAAUAUGCUCUCAGUCCCUGAAUCCAUUUAUAUUCUUGGAAAUGUCACUGAGAGCAUGAAUCAUGGACGUAGGCAUAGUGGCAUACAAAACUCAAGCAAACAAAGAAAGCCAUUGAGUUGGAACUGCAUAGAGAUCAAGCAGGCCACAAAUCCUUUUUUGUUUGUUUGUUUUGUUUUUUGUUUCUUUUGCUAAGGAUUAAGCCCCAGUACCUUGGCAUGUUAAUAAAUGUUACCUAUGGCUGAGCUCCACCUCUAGCUCACAUAUAUAUAUAUAUGUGUGUGUAUGCAAGUUUAAAACACAUACUUUUCACUGGGGAAGGGUCUUUUUUUGUGUGUCUGGGUAGCCCAGGCCAGUUUAAACUUGAGGUGUCAUCCCAUAUCAGCAUCUCAAAUGCUAGGAUGAGCUUGUGCUUCAUUUGUCUAUUUUUGUAAUCUACUUGUAAUUUCCUACAAUUGCAGCAGAAAAAAAUGUUCGAUACAGAACUCACCUGGUUGGAUAUUUAACACCCAAAAUUGAAAAUCUGAUUGCCCAGAACCUAGAAACUGUAUGCUUAGCUGGGCUGUCAUGGUACACACCUUUAAUCCCAGCACUUGGGAGGCAGAGACAGGUGGAUCUCUGUGAGUUCAAGGCCAGCCUGCUCACAAAUCCAGAACAGUUUAUAAUCCUAGCACUAGGGAAAAAGCAACAGACCACCAGUAGGGCCCAACAAGGUGGCAAACACCUUUAAUCUUAGCAUUUGGGAGGCAGAGGCCUAGUCUCCAUAGCAAGUUCCAGGAUAGCCAGGGUUAUAUAGUGAGACCCUGUCUUGAAAAAAAAAAGAAGAACAGAAAGGGGCUAGAGAGAUGGCUCAGGGGUUAAGAACACUGGCUUCUUCCAGAAGUCCUGAGUUCAAUUCCCAGCAACUACAUGGUAGCUCAUAACCAUCUAUAAUGAGAAUGGAUGCCGUCUUCUGGUAUGCGGGUAUACAUGCAGACAGAACAUUGUAUACAUAAUAAAUAGAUCUUAAAAAAGAAAAAUAAGUUCAAGAUGGUAUUUGGCUGCAUAGCAGGUCCAAAGUCAGUUUGGGAUACGAGUCUGUCUCAUAAAACUUAAAGUUAGGGGGGAUACAAAGUAAAUAAAGUAUAAUUAAAAAUAAAAAAAAUAAUGGAAAAAAAGUUAUUGCAGGAAUAGAGGCACAUGCCUUUAAAUCCUAGCACUCAGAAUGCAGAGGCAGGCAAAUCUCUGAGUUUGAGGCCAGCUGGUCUAUAAAGUGAGUCCAGGACAGCCAGAGCUACACAGAGAAACCCUGUCUCGAAAAGCACACACAUGCACAACAAAACUCUAAAUUCAGCUACUAAGGAAACAACUGUAAGAAUGUGUGUUUAUGGCCACAUACAGUCCUUAUUGGCUGGGAGUGUGUGCAUGGAGAAAAUCCCAAGGAGAGGAUAGUGAAUGGGGCAGGGGGGUAGGGAUUGGUCCCUGACAAAAGUAAAAUAAAGGAGUAUGGACUGGGCCACCUUGGUGGAGUUACAAGGCCAAGCAUGCCACAGUGCUCAAUAUGUAACACAGGCAGGGCAGCCUGAGCCCCAGGAGCUUUUGCUUCUGGAAAUCCCAGGUUCAUUAGGGUUCCUGGUAAGGGAUACUUCUUUUUCUUUCUUUCUUUUUUAAUUUUAUGUGCAUUAAUAUGAAGGUGUCAGAUCCCUUGGAAUUGGCGGUAUAGACAGUUGUGAGCUGCCAAUUGAACCCAGGUCCUUUGGAAGAGCAGACAGUGCUCUUAACCAGUGAGCCAUCAAUCCAGCCCCAAGUGGUACUUCUUUAGUGUGCACACACCUCUGGACAGUCUGGAAAUUUUAGUGUGCACACCUUCACAAACACACAAGUCUGGAGACAGUUCUCUCUUGAUACCAUGAGAGGCAUGAAAAUAAGUGAGAAUGAAUGAUGGUCACUUGGGGAUUAUGAAGGGCUCCAAAGGGACACCAGUGACAAAGUACUGUGAUGAGAUCUCUCACUUUGAAGGUUGAGAGAUAAAUUAGGAAUCAGACAGUGAACAUAGGAGAUGCAGAUGAGCUUUGACUAAAAGGAUGGAAUCUGUCAGACAUGGCUUCAGAUGGGAGGGCAGAAGGGUCCUGGGUCAUGCCUAUGUCUCCCAUUCUGCCUAUAAGUCAAAGUCUUUCUUUGCUAAUGUAAGAAAGUGACUUUUAAAAUAAUUGUUUAUAAGUCAUAGCAGUAAAAUAUGAUGGAAAUGUAAGAAGUACUGUUUACAAAAAUAUGGAGUGCCUAAGAGUAAAUCUUUUAAGGCUGAGGAGAAGGCUUAGUAGACAUUUGCCUAACACAAAGGCCUAAGUUCAAUCCUAAAUUGUCUUGUUUGUAGUCCUGGCUAUCCUGGAACUCUCUCUAUAGACCAGGCUGGCCUCUAACUCACAGAAUUUUUCCUCUUCCUCACCAUUGUUGGGAUUAAAGGCAUGCCCAACCAUGCCCAGAAAAUUAUUUUAGUGUAACAUUUUUAUUUCAUGUAUAUGGGUGUUUUGCCUGCAUGUAGGUCUGUGUAACAGGUGUAUACCUAAUGCUCUUGGAGACCAGGACAUUGAGUCCCCUGGAACUGAAGUUUAAGCCAGUUAUAAGCCACUAUGUGGGUUCUGGGAAUGAAACGCAUGUCCUCUGGAAGAGCAAAGGACUGUGAAGCUUAACUGCAAAUUACUUUCUUCAGUCCUUCCCUCAAAAAGUGAGUUAUUUUAAAAAUAUGUGGACUGCAUAAUGACUCAGUUAAGAGCGCUUGCUCCUACCUAAGAAUAAAGUGUGGGAGUGCAUGCUUUUAUCCCACAACUCAAGAAGCAAAGGCAGAUCUCUAUGAGUCUGAGGCCAGCCUGGACUAUCUAGUAAGACCUUCUCUAAGGUGGGAGUCAGUGACGGAAGAGGACGUGAUCUUGCUAUGUAGUCAGCUAACCUUGAAGUCUGGAAUUCUUGGGCCCUCCUCAACCUCUCAUGUAGCUGGGACAUGUAGCUCAGAUUACCUUUUAAUUUAUUGCAGUCCUUCUGCCUCAUGUUCAGAUUUCAGACAUAAGCUACCACAGUUGGCUAAAUAUUUCAAUUUCCUGAAAAACUUUAAAGAAGUCCUAAUUGGAGCUAUGGAGUUGUCUCAGAAGUUAACAGUGUGUUAUACUCUUAAAGAGCACCGGAGCUCAGUUCCCAACACCAGGAUCGGCUGGCUCAUAACCACUGGUAGCUCUAGACUUCACAGGCAUCUACACUCACAUGCACACACCCACAUACAAACAAAUUGUCUUAGUCAGGGUUUCUAUUGUUGUAAUGAAACACCAUGACCAAAAAGCAGGUUGGGAGGAAAGGGUCUAUUUGGCUUAUACUUCCACAGUUCCCUGUUCAUCACUGAAGGAAAUCAGGACUGGAACCUGGAGGCAGGAACUGACGCAGAUUCCAUAGAGUAGUGCUGCUUACUUGUGGAGAGCAGUUUGUUUGUCCAGCAGCUUUGUUAUUGAGCAUUCAUCGAAAAACAUGUUUUUACUCUGGCCUUCACCUUGAGACAGAGAUAAGAGGAUGUAUGUUCCUUAAAACUUGUUUGUGUGACCUUGGACCAUAUCUGCUACAGGGAAAUAGUUUUAGAAAACAAGUUUGGCAGUUCUUUCUUGUAUUGAUGUGACUUGUUUUUGCUUUGCCUAUUAAAGGGGAAUUGUGGAAUAAA
Messenger RNA from Meriones unguiculatus (Mongolian gerbil), 5689 nucleotides. RefSeq names its product ubiquinol-cytochrome-c reductase complex assembly factor 3. Gene Ontology annotation, cellular component: mitochondrial inner membrane. The transcript is spliced from 2 exons. The coding region runs from base 137 to 406 and encodes 89 amino acids. Gene Ontology annotation, biological process: mitochondrial respiratory chain complex III assembly; mitochondrial electron transport, ubiquinol to cytochrome c. The record is from RefSeq and is a predicted model, not a curated record. Lineage: Eukaryota; Metazoa; Chordata; Mammalia; Rodentia; Muridae.